AAAACCACUUCCGUCUUCUUGACCAUUUGCUUCACCCAACAAGGACACGUAGAAAAAAAAAGAAGAGAAACCUGUUUAGGACAUCCGGGCGAUUACUACGAAGAUGAAAGACUCGGUCCUGCUCCUCGCUGUGCUCUUCUCUUUAUCUGUUUUGGUCUCUCAGACGGUCGGAGGAAGAGUCAAAGCCCCCUUGCUGCGGCAGAGCAAUACUAAUGGAUUGGUUUUCAGCAAAUCAUUCAAUUCAAUCUACGAUACUUCUAUGUACGGUCGAUUGCAGCUCAACAAUGGCCUCGCUCGUACUCCUCAAAUGGGAUGGAAUAGCUGGAACUUCUUUGCUUGCAAUAUCAAUGAAACUGUCAUUAAGGAAACUGCUGAUGCUUUGGUCUCAUCUGGCCUGGCUGAUUUAGGAUACAUACAUGUCAAUAUUGGUACUCUCCCUUUUGAACCUGACUCGUCAUUACUUUUUUUUUUAUAUGUAACUGCUUCAUGUUUCACAAGUUUUUGUUUUGUUGCAGAUGAUUGUUGGUCCAAUUUGUUACGUGAUUCAAAGGGACAAUUGGUUCCACAUCCGGAAACAUUCCCAUCAGGGAUUAAGCUUCUUGCUGAUUAUGUUCAUUCAAAGGGUCUCAAACUCGGUAUAUAUUCUGACGCUGGUGUUUUCACUUGUCAGGUUCGUCCCGGAUCCCUUUUCCAUGAAAACGAUGAUGCUGACAUUUUUGCUUCUUGGGGCGUGGAUUAUCUGAAAUAUGACAACUGUUUCAACCUGGGGAUAAAGCCAAUUGAAAGAUACCCUCCAAUGCGUGAUGCUCUAAACGCAACUGGUCGCUCAAUCUUCUACUCACUUUGUGAAUGGGGAGAGGAUGAUCCUGCCUUGUGGGCAAAAGAAGUUGGAAACAGUUGGCGCACAACUGAUGACAUCAAUGAUACUUGGGCAAGUAUGACUACAAUUGCUGAUUUGAAUAACAAGUGGGCUUCAUAUGCUGGACCUGGUGGUUGGAAUGAUCCGGAUAUGCUGGAAGUUGGGAAUGGAGGGAUGAGUUACGAGGAGUACCGUGCUCAUUUUAGCAUUUGGGCUUUGAUGAAGGCACCACUUUUGAUUGGUUGUGAUGUAAGAAACAUGACCGCCGAAACUCUUGAGAUAUUGAGUAAUAAGGAGGUUAUCGCUGUAAACCAAGACGCACUUGGUGUUCAAGGAAGGAAAAUUCAAGCCAAUGGAGAAGAUGAUUGUCAACAGGUGUGGUCAGGGCCUUUAACUGGCGACCGUAUGGUAGUUGCUCUCUGGAACCGUUGUUCAAAGCGUGCGACAAUUACAGCAACAUGGGAUAUGAUCGGUCUUGAAUCUACCGUUAGCGUCUCGGUUAGAGACUUGUGGCAGCACAAAGAUGUAACAGACAAUGCGUCUGUCUCUUUUGAAACUCAAGUAGAGGCACACGACUGUCACAUGUACAUUCUCACUCCUCAGGCUGUGGUAUCACGCUCUGAUGUAUAGUCCCUUCUUGUGAGGCUUUCAAAUCUAAGGGUUGCCAGUGUGUUUGUGUACAACUUGUUACGUACUAUCUCGUAACACAUGAAAGCUGUUGUUAUUCAGACUACUUUCAUAGCGUCUUUUGUACAAAACUUAGAACAACACGUGUGCUCAUGAAGUUACUACAAUAAAAAAAAUGCUUUUGAGGUUU
Molecule: messenger RNA, 1676 nt
Organism: Brassica oleracea var. oleracea
Lineage: Eukaryota; Viridiplantae; Streptophyta; Magnoliopsida; Brassicales; Brassicaceae
Product: alpha-galactosidase 3
Exons: 12
Coding region: 104-1489 (461 amino acids)
Biological process (GO): carbohydrate metabolic process
Molecular function (GO): hydrolase activity, hydrolyzing O-glycosyl compounds
Source: RefSeq, a predicted model, not a curated record